Molecule: messenger RNA, 1732 nt
Organism: Lampris incognitus (smalleye Pacific opah)
Lineage: Eukaryota; Metazoa; Chordata; Actinopteri; Lampriformes; Lampridae
Gene: afmid
Product: arylformamidase
Exons: 10
Coding region: 77-886 (269 amino acids)
Cellular component (GO): cytoplasm
Molecular function (GO): arylformamidase activity
Source: RefSeq, a predicted model, not a curated record
GGCCGCCCAGCUGACACACUUUGCCGGUGGGUAGGUGCUUGAGAGACAGUAUUCCCCGAGUCAGUGGUCGCACAGGAUGUCUGCGGACGACGUGAUCAAAGCCCACGUUGCGGCGCUCAAAGAAGGUACAGAACGUGCCCGUGGUCUCGCUCAGACUUUACUUAACAUACCGUACGGAGAGGGAGAGGGAGAGAAACUGGACGUCUACAUCCCCAGCACGUCCUCUCUAGAUGUUCCCCUGGUUAUCUAUUUCCAUGGAGGUUACUGGCAGUUUCUCAGUAAGGAAGAGUCUGGAUUCAUGGCUGUCCCAUUGGUGCAUAAAGGUGUAGUGGUGGUGGCUGUUGGCUAUGACAUUGCUCCUAAAGGUAACAUGGAUUUGAUGGUUUCCCAAGUGCGCAGGAGUGUUGUGUCUGUCAUUCAGCAGUAUUCACAUAUCAGUGGUCUGUACCUGUGUGGUCACUCUGCUGGGGCCCAUCUGGCUGCUAUGGUUCUCUCCACUGACUGGUCACAGUACAAUGUCGUGCCUCGGAUCAAAGGUGCAUUCUUGGUCAGUGGUAUAUAUGACCUCCUGCCCAUCCUGUCUACGUACGUCAAUGAGCCUCUGAAGAUGACUGAGGACGUGGCACUGAGGAACAGCCCCAGCAAGUUGGUCCCUCAGUUAAAACUCUCCUCAUCCGACUGCCACAUAGUUGUUGCCGUUGCACAGAAUGACUCACCGGAGUUCAGGAAGCAGUCAGAAGAAUACCAUAAAGCUUUGAAGACAUCAGGAGUGAAUGUGACAAUGGAGGAUGUACCUAACACGGACCACUUCAAUAUCAUUGAACGACUGGUGGAUGGGGACUAUCGCCUCACACAGCUUCUCUUGAAGAUGAUGGGAAAGAACUAAGAAGACUGUUUUAUUCAUCGUGUAUCAAACAGGACACCAGAACAGAAUUAAGCUACACUGUUGAUUUUGAGUGACCACUGAAUAAAAUGCAUCCUUUUCAGUUUUGUAGACAAUGUUCAGCCAGUUGACGCAAGACUAAGGAAGCAAGUGAUUGAGUCAUUUUGACCCCCCCCCCAAAUCCAGCCCACUGCUGGACAUACUCUAUACCUCUGUUUUCUGUCAUUACUGCUGUUAACCACCUUCUAAUAUUUCAACCCAUACUUACCCCUUAAGGGAGACCAUCAUACAAGGGAUGAUAACUAUUAGUUACUAUCACUUAGUUAUAUUGAAAUUUGCUAAUUUGAUUGCAAUUAUUUAAUCCCUAAGAAUUCAUAAUAGUACUGUCACAGAAAUAACUUUCACUAAGUUUAUUCACUGCUGCUGAGUUCUUUUGUUAGGUUACAUGGGAUGUUGUCAAUAUGUUGUUUUAUCGUUUAGCAUGACAAUCCUUCCUGCCAUAAAUAUACAGUAAUAGGAGCUUGUCCAUAACGAAUGUAGCCUUUUGUGACCUUCACAAUGCAUUUGUCUCACUUGGUGAAUCUGAACAGUUGUUACUUUUGACACGUGAAAUUGUCAUGCACACAUGGUGAAGGUUGAUCAAACCUGAACUAUUUUGCUUUCACUUAAACGAAAUAGAAGACUGUCAAUAUUCAAAUAUAUUUUUAAAGAAUGAGUGUGACUAAAUACUGAUGCACCUUACAAAGGGACUUGCUGUUCGUGUUGUAGCACUCUGACAUUACCGUUUACAUUAAUGCUUUUACUGAAAAGGAUUAUCAAAAAACUAAUUACCCAAUAAAUGUUUAUAUU